GUCAGUUAGUCAGUCAGAGAGAGUCAGAGUGAGCCUGCGACAGAAAAACAAGCGAGGAGAGAGCGAGUAUUACACGCUCCGUUCGGGAUUGUAAAGAAAUAAAACAAUAGCGACACACAUGUGGAUUUAAACGUCACUCGCGUCGCGUUAGCUGCUCAGUUUUUUUUUUAUUUAAAAUUUCUGUGGCGUGUUGAGUGUGUCGCCGUUUGUCCAUUCUCUCUGGAGUGAACACUAAGGGGGACUCCAUGAAAGAUGACAGAGGAGGUGAUUGUUGUAGCCAAGUGGGACUACACGGCCCAGCAGGACCAGGAACUUGACAUCCGUAAAAACGAGCGUCUCUUCCUGCUGGACGACUCAAAGACCUGGUGGCGCGUCCGCAACGCCGCCAACCAGACGGGCUACGUGCCGUCGAACUACGUCGAGCGCAAGAACAGCCUGAAGAAAGGCUCGCUGGUGAAGAACAUCAAAGACACUCUGGGUUUGGGAAAAGCCAAGCGGAAGCCGAGCGCCCGCGAUGCUUCCCCAACGCCGAGCUCUGACACAGAGUAUCCCUCCAAUGGCAGCGGAGGAGGAGGAGGAGGGGGUGGAGGAGGGGGUGGAGGAGGAGGUGGAGGAGGUGCAGCAGAGAGAAUCUACGACCUCAACAUCCCCGCCGUGGCCAAGUUUGCCUACACAGCAGAGCGGGAGGACGAGCUGACCCUGGUCAAGGGAUCCCAGGUGGUAGUGAUGGAGAAGUGCAGUGACGGCUGGUGGCGGGGCAGCCAGGCCGGCCACGUGGGCUGGUUUCCCUCCAACUACGUCCAGGAGGAUGUGGGAGGUCCAGACGACGGAGGAGAGGCAGAUGCCUCGCGGGGCUUCCACGCGGGCCCGCAGGGCACUCUGCUGGCCAACGGGCGCGCGGGCGGUCACGCCGCCGUGCUCCACCUCGUUCAGACGCUCUACCCCUUCAGCUGCGUCACGGAGGAGGAGCUGAACUUUGAGAAGGGAGAGGUGAUGGAGGUGGUGGAGAAGCCCGAGAACGACCCGGAGUGGUGGAGGUGUAAGAACUCUCGUGGCAUGGUGGGCCUGGUGCCUAAGAACUAUGUGAUGGUGGUGGACGAGCUGCCGCCCGGCCGGCCCCCCACGACCUCCAGCUCCCCGCAGAACCGCACCUUGGCGCCGGCGCGCAUGGGCAAGUUCGCCGGCAGGGACUGGUACUACGGCAACAUCACCCGGCACCAGGCCGAAUGUGUGCUCAACGAGCGCGGGGAGGAAGGCGACUUCCUCGUACGAGACAGCGAGUCAUCGCCCAAUGAUUUCUCCGUGUCCCUGAAGGCGACGGGGAAGAACAAGCACUUUAAAGUGCGUCAGACGGAGGGAGUUUACUGCAUCGGCCAGCGCAAGUUCGGCUCCAUGGAGGAGCUGGUGGAGCACUACAAGAAAGCCCCCAUCUUUACCAGCGAGCACGGCGAGAAGCUGUACCUCAUCAAAGCGCUGCUGUGAUUCCCGCGUCCUCACACUUACACUGGAUCACGCACCCAAACACACGAUACUAACACCCGCUCCCUAACUUGUCUUGACUCCAGCCUGAGCUCAGACUCUUGUCCGUCUGAGGACGUCUUCGCGGCCACGUCCCUCCCCUCGUGUGACGACUGAGGCCUUGGCGAGGGUUCCGCUCUCCUUCUGAUGUCAUAAAAACACAGCAGGACAGAAACGGCCGCUUUCUUCCGCAGACGUUGUAAGUUGAAACCAUCGCUCUUCAUCCCACACAGACAUUAUCAGACGCCGGCCAUGGUUUUUACUUUGUCCACUUCUUCUUCUAAAUGUAUGUUCCUGACACUAACUUAAAUCCCUCUCUGGAGGUUUUUGACUUCACAAAGUGACCAGAAUCGCUCUCUUGCCUUUUUUUUUUUUUCUCCUUAUUAUGUUCACCAUUCCUCAUAAAAAACAUAAUUUCUUACACGAUGUCUUAUCUGUCACCGUCUCCACUCAUCAUUAUGAUUCUUAAUAAAACGUGGACACAGCACUUCAUUCAUUCAGUGUGGGGAAAGUGUUCAAAUGCAAUAGGGGAGAAGAGCUCUUGGUUUUUUUCUGUCGAGUUUGAAUGUUUAUCGAUGUAACCAAAUGUGCCGCCCUGUGCCCGUACCUGUACGACUGCACUCACCGCACUCCACCGUCAUUCACAGCUGUGUGCUCACGCCUUUAUAUUGUGUCACGUUGAACAUGUUCUCCAGUUAUGUGUCUGUAGCAUAGACUGUAUAUGAAAACGUUUUCUUCACGUGUCCAAAUUGCUCGUUUUAGGUCCUUUCAUCCAUAGAAUACGAUGUCAAAUUUGCAAUUUGUGCUCACGUCUAGAGUCGUUUGAGUGGACGCCAGAGAGAUUGACGGCCGGUAUCGUCCAGUAGAGCUCCGGGUGUCAGGUUUUCGCAAAAGCCUUGCAUUUUCACCAAACACUUUUAAUCCCCAGAGAUCGGGAAAUAAUAUCGCAGAAUUUAUCGGAUCUUUGUGACGGCCGUGCGGUGCAGUCGGAGCGGACGUUAUUCCAGUCCAGUUAUUCCCCUCGACUUUGGUUCGUUUGCAAAUCUCUAAACACUUUAAAGAUGGGAAUUAUUGCGUGUGUUUUUAUAUACAGUCUAUGGUCUGUCGCUGUGUGGGGAUGCUGACUGAAGAAUAACGUAAAGAAAUCACUUUUUUUCGAGUAUAUACACUUGGAUCUACUUCAGCUACCGUUAAAAAAAGAAUUAGGACCUUUAUCGAUGUAGUUUCUGUUAACGGUGAUUCUUUCUAUCUCGCCACUUCAGAGUUUUGUUGGAAAUAUUAAAUAUAUUCAAUUUAGUGAUUGAUUGACAUUCUGAAAAUCUGCGUUUAUUGAUUUGGGAAAAACUGAUUAGUUUGUGAAACUGGAUGCUAACUUUUGCUAAGCCCCUCCCCCCCGAGCAGUGACCAUAGUAGCGAGGCAUUUCACCAGGUACAACCGCUCCAAUCAUAACAGCGAUCCAAACAAUUUAUAGAAUGUUAGGUUAGAUUUUGUCCUUUUCCAAAACGCUUUAGUCCAAAAUCAACAAAUCACUCUUUCUGUAACUGGUUUAGAAAAAUGAGCUUGCUUUAGGGGGAGGGGCUUAGCGAACGUUAAUGUCCUCUCUUCACUGUUCGAACAAACCAAAUAACCAGGUUUGUUAAUGAAAAACGAUUCUAUAACCAAACAAUUCCCUGUUUUUUUUGCAAUAUGCGUUUGUUUACCAAUGGAAGUGUUGAUCAUGGAGUCCUCAGCUUUUAUAUAUGUGUAUAUAUAUAUAUAUCUAUAUAGAUAUAUAUAUCUGAAUGUU
Messenger RNA from Solea senegalensis (Senegalese sole), 3305 nucleotides. RefSeq names its product NCK adaptor protein 2a (gene nck2a). Gene Ontology annotation, biological process: positive regulation of endoplasmic reticulum stress-induced intrinsic apoptotic signaling pathway; negative regulation of endoplasmic reticulum stress-induced eIF2 alpha phosphorylation; negative regulation of PERK-mediated unfolded protein response. The transcript has 4 exons. Gene Ontology annotation, molecular function: protein binding. Lineage: Eukaryota; Metazoa; Chordata; Actinopteri; Pleuronectiformes; Soleidae. Bases 253 to 1482 code for a protein of 409 amino acids. The record is from RefSeq and is a predicted model, not a curated record.